AUGAAUGUCAAGCGCGCCGAAUUCCUCCUGGGAAGUGGAAAUUAUUUCCACUGGGAGUUUAAUAUGAGGAUGACGCUCGCCAGGAAAGGGCUGCUGGUGCAUGUGGAGGUGGUCAAGGAGGAGAGCGACAUAAUAAAGCUUGGCUAG
Molecule: messenger RNA, 147 nt
Organism: Peronospora matthiolae
Lineage: Eukaryota; Oomycota; Peronosporomycetes; Peronosporales; Peronosporaceae
Source: the annotation of a GenBank genome assembly